Messenger RNA from Uranotaenia lowii, 4624 nucleotides. RefSeq names its product protein TRC8 homolog (gene Trc8). Bases 603 to 3140 code for a protein of 845 amino acids. Gene Ontology annotation, biological process: ERAD pathway. The record is from RefSeq and is a predicted model, not a curated record. NCBI's taxonomy places the organism in Eukaryota, Metazoa, Arthropoda, Insecta, Diptera, Culicidae. Gene Ontology annotation, cellular component: endoplasmic reticulum; endomembrane system. Gene Ontology annotation, molecular function: ubiquitin protein ligase activity. The transcript is spliced from 8 exons.
UCAAUUUUUCUUUUCCCGAGUCAGCCGUAGCCAGGCAGUUCAGCUUCGAACGGAGGUAUCGGGCGAGCUGACUUUAAAAUUCUUAUUUCGCACCAGCAAAGUAGAGCUGCGGUCGUUUGAGUUUUGAGGAAGGUGUAGUGUGAAGUAGUUUUCCUCCGCGACGACGACGACGACGACGGUAUCUCUGCGAAUCGCGUCAAUAACUACUUUGAUAGUGCUCGGUCAUCUAAAUCUAAAGUUUCGCAGCGAACCAGCUAAGGUCUAAAACAUCCGGUCGUCUCCGUCGUGGGUCAGCUGGAAAAGUCGAAAAUUAUUGUGUUUAGUGUGAAUUGAAAGUGCAAAGCUUUACCGGACCUAUUCCGGAUCCUUCCCAGUUGCAGGAGAAUGGCUCCUGCCGAAUGGUAGAAGUAGCCUGGCAAAAAAAUGUGAAAGUUUGGGUUUUUUUGCCAUUUUGCAAUAUCCGUGCAAUAGUGAAAUAAAAAAAUUGUGUCCUAGUUUAGUUUUCUGUUUUGGUUGCCGAAUUAGUUUAAUUUUUCUCUUCCCUGGAGCGAAAAUCUAUCGGAACUACUCCGAGCAGUUAGUGCGGGUUGGGGGCAACAAAAAUGUCGGUGGUGCGAACCAAAGUCCUUGGGCUGGUGGACGUAAUCAUGCGUGUCCCCAGCCUUUUUAUCAUCGAUGAAAUCCUAAAAAUAAGUAUGGGGCUGCCAAAUUCCUCGUCGUCAUCGAGCUCCUCCACAUCGACGACGUUCGGAGGAAGUUCUCCGGUAGUCGAGGAAUCGUCAGCGUCGUUCAAUGCGUCGCUAAAUGCCACGGUCAAAGCUGCGGCCACCAUGGCUGCGAACGUCCUGAGCGAAGCGGCGGGAGCAGCAAAUCCAUUGGAUGCCCAACAGGUCCACCCGGGAGGACAGGGUGGGGUCGAUACCCUGCGGGAUGAUAUCGAGUUCUACAAGUUCGUUUCGCUGACCACAGUGAAGUUUCUGCUGUGUUUGUUCGGUUGCAUCAGCGCAGCGUGCGUCUUCAUGCUAUGGACGCGCCAUCUAGUCAUAGUGUACAUGUACAUCAUCUCGGUGGGACUGAUAUUUCUGUCCUACUGGAGCAACGUAUCGGCCAUCUCGGUCAUCUCGGACGGACCUAGUCUGCUGGAGGACAUCCUGUCACUAAACAUGGACAGGUUGCUGGAUCCGGGAGGCGUUGCGCUUUCGAUACUGCCCCAUCUGCUGGCCCAGUGGCUGAUGGGGGUAAUUUUUGCCUACAUUCAUCUUGGACCGAAGUACCAUUUUACCCAGAAAGCUCUCCCGUUUAGCUUCCUGAUGCCACUUUUGCUGGCCAUGCUUCCGCUACCGACGGUGGUCCUGAAACAUUCCCCCGCCUUUGCCGCCAUCCUACCUUUGGUGCUUUCCAAGAUAGCGCUGUGGAGUUCGUCCUUCGAUGUUGUCAAAACCAUCUUAAACGGGUAUUCCCAUGCGCGGAAUUUUGCCAGCAACUUUGGUAUAUCAGCUUUGAUCGAGAACGAGUGGCAACGGUUGAAUGUGCCCUGUGUGCUGCGUGCCUUCUGGACCAUCCGGCUGACGGAACAGUUGAUAAGUCUGCUUGUGGCAUCGGACGUUCCGCUGCGAUUUGCGGCCACCUUCCAGAAUCUGCUCGUCAGUGGGUGUGAAACAUUAACGGCCGUCCUCGGCAUGACCAGUAUCAUCUCACUGAUUUGCCACUACAUCGGAAAGGCGUUCCAGCUGUUCCUGCUAUCGGAAGACUACGACGAGGACAAAUCCAUUGGGACCGUGUCGGCCAUAUUGUUCUACAUUUUAGCGCUGCAGACCGGAUUGACGUCCCUCUCGCCGGACAAACGCUUCGUGCGGUUGUGCCGAAAUCUUUGUCUGCUGAUUACGGCAUUGCUUCACUUCCUGCACAACAUUGUGGCACCCAUUCUGAUGUCACUCAGUGCCGCCAGGAACCCGUCAAGAAAACGCCACGCCCGGGCCCUUAUGGUAUGCGCUUUUCUGCUAAUCACACCGGUUGGACUGCUCAGUGUUCUAUGGUCACGCCAUUCUCCUUCGACGUGGCUGCUGGCCGUGACAGCCUUCUCGGUAGAAGUCAUCAUCAAGGUUCUGGUUAGUUUAGCAACCUACACGCUAUUCCUGCUGGAUGCACGGCGGCAAACGUUUUGGGAAAAAUUGGACGAUUACGUGUACUACAUCCGGGCGUUCGGGAAUUCCGUUGAAUUUUGCUUUGGAAUUUUUCUCUUCUUCAAUGGCGCUUGGAUUCUAAUCUUUGAGUCAGCUACCAUUCCUGUAGGCGGCGCGAUCCGGGCACUGAUGAUGUGCAUCCACGCUUACUUCAACAUCUGGUGCGAGGCGCGGGCCGGCUGGGGCGUGUUCAUGAAGCGACGCACGGCGGUGCACAAGAUCAGCUCGCUGCCCGAAGCGACCACUAGUCAGCUGCGCGCGUUCGACGACGUGUGCGCCAUCUGCUAUCAGGAAAUGACAUCGGCGAAAAUCACUCGCUGUAAGCACUACUUCCAUGGUGUGUGCCUGAGAAAGUGGCUGUACGUGCAGGACCGCUGUCCGCUGUGCCAUGAAAUAAUCAUGAACCAGGACGGACCGACCGGUGGAAAAGCCGGUGGCAAUGACCCGGCUGGUGGCGGGGCUGCCAUUGACAACGGGGUCGAAGCACCAGCAGCGGAUAGUACCGGGCAGGAAAACGGGAACAUCAAUGGACAGGGUAGUGCGGUUAAUUCGUACUCACUGACUGGUUCCUCUGGUAGUGGUCCAAGCACAACCAGUGCCGAUUCGACAAGUUCGAGUGCCAGCAGUAGCACCAACUCGACCAGUACAGUUAGUUCCAGUGGAGAAAGUAGCACCAUCAGCAGUAGUAAUAGUAGUAGCAAUACUAGCAGCAUCAUUAGCAGCGCGCUUCCGGCCGUGGUCAGCAGUUCCGGGCGCAGCCAUCUGUCCGUAAGUGGGUUCCGAAUUCCGAACCCAUCCUCGGUGAUGUCGACCUCGACGGCAUCCUCUAUUCCUUUGCCUUCGGUCGGUUCCAUUUCGACGUCGUUGGCUGCUGCCGACUCAUCGACAAACGCCGAUCGACCGCAUCAUCAGCCUAGGUCAUCGGUGGAUCGGGAGAUUCUGGACGGUCUGGAGUAAUCUAAGCCUCCACUUGCCAGGUUAGUGGUACGUAACGUGGCGCUGCUGUAAAAUCUUUUCCACCAUUCGGUUGAAAGAAAAAGUUCUUCAAAUUUAAGGGAGGGUGCUAUGGUUUAGUUUUUUAUUUAUUUUCCAAAUGAUACGCAUUUCCAGUUUUGAAGUUGUUAGGCAUGUUUGAUUUAGAGAAUCGUGCUAUUUUGAAUUUAUUCGGGCUAAUGAAAUUAAAUUUUACUCAAUUUUUAAACUGCUGCCAACCUACCUUCUAUUUCUUUAAAUGGAACAGUGAAAGUCCACGCAAAUUAUUCCUAAAAUCGAAGCAUCUCCAUUUCUAAUUCUACAUGUUCGCAGCAAUUUCCGAAGAAAUCCAGGCUCCAAUUUACAUACGUCGAUAUGUUUGAAAUACAUCAAUUGAACUAAAUAUUUUGAACACGCAUCACUUAUUCAGAAAACGGUGAACAGAAAAAGCUCUUUAAUCAAAUUUCACAAAACAGACACAUUUCAAGUCCAGAAAUUUGAUCAUUAACUACAUACAUAUUUGUCAAGUAUGUCUCAAUAUACAAGAUGUUAAAAAUAAAGAAAUGAAUUCGAUUGAAAUGUUGACCUCUUCCGUCAGCUCAGUCAGUAGGUGCUGAAACCGAUCAACUCUUGUCUGUUGGAACAAGAGAGUUAGCUAUCCUUGUAUUUACCAUCUACGUUAAUAUUCAACUGGUUGAAUAACGGAUUACGUUAAUCGUUUUGAAGAGUCCCCAACUGAAAUCAGGUUCCAAAACCGGGUUGACAAAUGUGUUUUUCAAAAUUGUACACCCAGACAGAACUUAUUUCUCCAAAUGUUGUUUAGUUUAUUUCUUAAUUUUCUUUUUAGUUAACCAAGUGCUUUGUUUUAGAUAGUCUCGUUUUGUUAGGAUUUUUAAAGCAAAUGUCUAGUGAAACGGUAGUUAUUAUUAUUAUUGUUGUUAUCGAACAAUGCGAAAAAAAAUAUUACUCUUUCAUGGGCUAGUGAAAGUAUGGUACGAAAUGUUAAGGAGCGUAUCAUAUGGGAUUAGUAAAGAAGAACAAUUGCAACCGAACAAAUUGUACGAUGUAUGUAAUCGUGUUAUUUCUUCAUUUCAAUUGAAUGUAUUGAAACGAAGAGCAGAACGCGAUCAUUGAAUCAGUUUUGAAAAAACUGAAAUAAAACAAAACACAGAUGAUUAUCAUUUUUCGCAAAAAAAAAACAGCGCUGGAAGUUGGUUGAAAAAAUGUAAACAAUUAAAAUAUGAUGUUUAAACCAAGCAUCAGACGCUACGCGCGCACGCACGUGUAAAUACUAUCAGUGUAAAACGCAUAAAACAAUUCUAUCAGAAGUAGAAUCAAAACAUCAUCCUCUGAGAUGAUGCCAUUAUUGAUGAAAACGUCGAGAUAGGUCGGGAUGAACGGGAAGAAGGUGUGUCGCGCUACUUCAGCAUGAGAAAAAGGAGAAAAUAUAGAAUAGGUUCUUAUUUAAA